Molecule: messenger RNA, 2188 nt
Organism: Diospyros lotus (date-plum)
Lineage: Eukaryota; Viridiplantae; Streptophyta; Magnoliopsida; Ericales; Ebenaceae
Product: alternative NAD(P)H-ubiquinone oxidoreductase C1, chloroplastic/mitochondrial
Exons: 11
Coding region: 298-1929 (543 amino acids)
Biological process (GO): aerobic electron transport chain; phylloquinone biosynthetic process
Cellular component (GO): chloroplast
Molecular function (GO): NAD(P)H dehydrogenase (quinone) activity
Source: RefSeq, a predicted model, not a curated record
AGAAGAAUAAGCUCAAUUUCGAACCAGGCUAAUUAUUUUGAUUCAAUCCGACUCAAUUUUCAAUCCGGACUGAUAUUUGAAUUGUUCAUGGUCGCACGGUUUAUCGAAGCAGUACUAAUGAAGGCCAGGAUUGACAGCCGCCUCUUCCGGGUCCCGGCUUCGUCUAUCCGGUCGAACAACCUGAUCCGGUCUAUCUUCUCAACCCAGUCCACACCUCUUCAAAAGCGUGGAACCGAUAGAGCCACGUAAAAGCAGCAACAGCGCCCCCCACCCCCCUUCCUUCUCUCUCUCUCUCCAAUGGCGCGCGCUACGUCGUUUGCCCCUGCACCGCGGCCACCAUUAUUCAACCGGUCUUCAGUAGGUUUGAAGCAAUGGGGCAAACUGUUUAUGCCGUGUUCUUUGACUAAAUUCGGAGUAAAUUCAUUGUUGCUCGGAGGUUUCCGCAGGAGCGGAUUGCGACUUCUUGUUUCGGGCGCAGCAGGAACGAAUGGAGCAACAGCGGAUGUGGCCGAAGGCGAAAGGGCACCGCGGCCUUACGCUUGGCCGGAUAAGAAGAGACCAAGGGUAUGCAUAUUAGGUGGAGGCUUUGGAGGUUUAUAUACUGCUUUAAGAUUAGAAUCCCUUGUGUGGCCUGAUGACAAGAAACCUCAGGUACUUCUUGUUGACCAGUCUGAACGUUUUGUUUUCAAACCAAUGUUAUAUGAACUUUUAUCUAGAGAAGUUGAUAUGUGGGAAAUAGCGCCACGUUUCUCAGAUUUGCUUGCGAACACUGGUGUCCAAUUUUUCCAAGAUAGGGUGAAACUCUUACAACCCUUUGACCAUAGGGGAGUGAAUCCACCUAUGGGAUCUACAUGUGGAGGAUAUGUGCACCUGGAGAGUGGCCUCCUUCUUGAGUAUGACUGGUUGGUACUCGCUUUGGGUGCUGAAGCUAAAGUUGAUGUUGUACCUGGUGCAGCAGAAUUUGCAUUGCCAUUCUCUACCUUGGAAGAUGCAUGUAAAGUGGAAGAAAAGUUAAGAACAUUGGAGCGCCAAUACUUUGCUAAGGACUUGCCAAUUUGCAUUGCUGUUGUGGGUUGUGGUUACUCCGGAGUUGAGUUAGCUGCCACAGUAUCAGAGAGACUGCAAGAUAAAGGAAUUGUGCAAGCCAUUAAUGUGGAUACUGUAAUCUUGCCAACAGCCCCUCCUGGCAACAGGGACGCUGCCCUUAGAGUUCUUGCAUCAAGGAAGGUUCAACUUUUAUUGGGUUAUUUUGUCCGCUCCAUUAGAAGAGCUAGCAAUUUAAGAAAUUUAGACAAUGAUGUUGGAGCAGUUAAUGACUUGAUGGCACUGCAAGAUCCUGAAAGACUAGUUCUGGAUUUGCAGCCUGCUGAAAGAGGCUUAAAAAAUAAAAUUCUGGAAGCAGAUCUAGUUUUAUGGACUGUUGGGUCUAAACCUCUACUUCCUCAAUUAGAACCUUAUGAUAUUCCCCAUGAGCUUCCUCUCAAUGGAAAAGGACAAGCAGAGACAGAUGAAACCCUUCGUGUCAAGGGCCAUCCUCGCAUAUUUGCAAUUGGUGAUGCUGCUGCAUUAAGGGACUCAAAAGGAAAACUGCUUCCAGCCACUGCACAGGUAGCUUUCCAGCAAGCAGAUUUUACUGGUUGGAAUAUUUGGGCUGCAAUCAAUGACCGACCUCUGCUGCCAUUUAGAUUCCAGAACUUAGGUGAGAUGAUGACUCUAGGGACAAGUGAUGCUGCUAUUUCACCAAGUUUCAUCGAGGGCCUGACUUUGGAAGGUCCCUUAGGUCAUACUGCGAGGAAGCUUGCAUACUUGGCCAGACUACCGACAGAUGAACACCGUCUGAAAGUGGGGAUCAGUUGGCUAACGAAGUCUGCUGUGGAUUCGGUCGCAUCACUGCAGAGUACGCUUGCCAAAGUCCUUUCAGGCACUUAAGUUAGUUGUCUCUUCCCUGUGGUUUUCUGUUCUUUCUGUACACAACCAUGGAAUAGAAAGAACAGAAUUCUAUCUGAUUCUUUGUGAAGCCAUAUACAUACAUAUAUGAAGUUAAUGAAUUUGGAUUCACAUGCUCAUGGUGCAGUUUCAGAAAAUUGAUAGUGGUAUGUAUUUGGUGCCUAGCCAGUGGCCAAGGUCUGAAAGCCGUUUAUGUAGUUUUGUUUGUGUUUUUUCUAAUAAAAACGGACCGGGUUAACUC